UUUCUAAUUUUACCAGCGGGAGGGCAGGGCGUUGGAGAAGGCUGCCCAGUCUGCUUUGCGGCUCCGGGAACACUCUGUUGCCUGUGGUCCCGCUCGCAGCCCGGCCCGUGGACGUCCCUCUAAGGUACCUCCUCCAAGAAGCCCCAACAACCACCAAAAUCUCCUGAGCUAACGGAAUUAAACUGCUGAUUUCGACGGGCAAAUCACCAGCAAAAUGACGUUCUGGCAGGAGAACUACGGCUUCGUGAAGGAUGUGUACGACUUCCGCCUUCAGAAGUACCAGGAAUGGAUGGAUAACUUGGAAGGGAUCGUACACAAGGUGAUGGCUCCGAACGUCCAGUACACCUACAAGGAGUUCAAGAAUAUCCAGGACAGUCUGGCCUCCCUGUGCCGUGACUUGGAGAAGGAGGGCAUGAAGGAAUGGCUCGACAUGAUGCUGGAGAAGGUAGCCAUGCGGGUCUCCGCAGACGAGACGACUGUGAGCUCCAAGGACAAGGAGUUCAAGGCCAUUGAGAAGAAGAAGCUGCAGGCUCUCAUCGACCGACACGACAAGCUGAUGCCCUCGACUCAGGAGACUCAGGCGAAGGUCGACGUGUAUGCCCGCUGUUAUGCUUACGGUGACGACAUCAGUCCCUGCCUUAAGACCUUGGAGGAGAUGCGCCACUUGUCCUGCAAGGAGAUUCACCCCCACAACAUGAAUAUGGUUGACGAGCAGAUCGAGAAGGUUGAGAAGGUCAUCAACACAAUCGACGGUCAGAAGGACACCUACGAGGAGCUGCUCAAGCGAGGCAGGAAGCUCCUGCAGAACCCUAACUGCGCUCCGUUCCUCAAUGACCUUAUUGACAAAAUGGAAAACACCUGGAACAAGGCCAACGAACUCUCCAAGGAGAGACACAGCAUGCUUGUUAACUCUGCCAAGGACUGGGAGAAGUACGAUGAACUCCGAAAUGCCAUCAACGACCCAAUAGAGAAGCUGGAGGCCGAGCUGAAACGCUACAGGAAGUUCUUCGACCCCGUGAUGGGGGCCCGCAAGCUGGCGCAGAAGCGGACCACAUGGGAGGAACAGAAGAAGAUCGCCGACGACAUGAUGGAGAACAUUAAGAAAUGCUACAACACCAUCAUCGUCUUGGCUGGUGACGACAAGAAAGAUUUCCUCGACAAGGAGGUUGCAGAAGUCGAGGAGAAGAGAUCCGUCAUCGAGAAGUGCAACGCUAAGCUGAACAAACUCGUUGAAUACAACGAUGCCUUGACCAAGGCCGUGAACCAGGCCAAGCAGCUUAACGACUGGGCUGUCCCUACCAACUCCAAGCUGAAGGAGAUCACCACUGAUCCUGAGAUGAGCCCCGAGGACCGCGUCAAGGAGAUCCUCAUUCUCCAGGAGCAAGCUCAGGAGAGGCUGCCCCAGAUCGAGCCACUCAACACCACCUACAAGUCUCUGUUGACAGAGGAAGAUCUCGAGAAAUCUGAGACAGCCAAGAAGACCCUCGCCGACUGGAAUGAUACCAGGCAGUUCGUCACAGAGGUGUGCGAAGAGGUAGAGAAGGAGGCUGGUUCCAUCUCACAGGACCAGCGGUUCUACGCCGACUACCUCUGCGGCGUGAAGGAGUUCAAGCCCUGGCUCGAGUCUUCUGAGGCCAAGCUGAAGGAGCCUCUUCCCAAACCCACUUCCUUGGAGGAUGCCCUCGCGUUGCUGGAUAACAUCAAGGAGUUCGACGGUCUUUUCGCCCAGGAGAAGGAGAAGCUGGAUGCUGCUGGCAAGGCCCGAGAGAACAUGGAGAAGGCUAGCAGCACCGAGAACGAGGUCGAGCCCCUGGCCACCCGUUGGACCUCCGCCAAGAAGACCAUCGAGGAGCGAGUAGAGAAGAUCCAAACUCUCGUAAAGACUUGGGAAGACUUGAAAGUCACUACUGAUGACCUGACGGUGAAGAUGAGCGAAGUCACUGCUAAGGAAGAGCCCAACCUUGAGGAGGUAGAGAAGGUCUUCGGAACUAUGAAAGGACUCUUUGCCAAGAAGAAAGAGCUACUUGGAGCUAUUUAAACCCACUUUUUUUUCAAGGGAAAAAAUAAGUGAAGAAAAAUUAUAUUGUCUUUGAAUUGCAGUUAGCAUUCAAAGCAUAUGUUUCAUUGCCCAUAAUUAUGUGAUCUGUUUUCAAAGCUGGUUUGAAGAUGUUCAAUAGAAGAUAACAGAUGUGUUAAGGUUUCAUUCACUCUGUAUGUGCUAUAUAAGGAUGUUGAGAGUAUUAUUAAGUCAUAAAUAUUGCCCGAAAAUUUAUAUUCAACUGUAUGUCAAAGUUGGUAAGGUGAGUCUAGCGUGAAUGGUGUCUUGUGUUUACAUAUUGGAGGAGUCUCCCUUCGCUGUCCGUUUCCACUCAAUACAUGUCCCUUCGUAAGUUCUAAAUAUUUUAAUCCAAAUCCUUCUUAUGACAUUAUAUUAUAUUAUUCUCUAGAAGAGUAUAUUUAUACUUCCUGAUGGCUAAGUAACGCAGUUUAUCCCAUUUAUAUAUAUACAUAUAUAUAUAUAUAUAUAUAUAUAUAUAUAUAUAUAUAUAUAUAUAUAUAUAUAUAUAUAUAUCAUAUAUAUAUAUAUUCAUCAUCAUGAAUGAAACAUCAGAGCAACAUGGUCCGAGACGUUUCAGAAAAGUAAUAUUAGUAAUGGUUCUUGAACACACAUUUAUUUUAGUCCCUUUGGUUAUUAAACAUAAUAUAUAUUGGAUGAGUUUGAGAUACAUUCUUGCCACUGAGAACCCAGGAAGCUCCCUAGUGCUAUCAACGCAUCAUGCAAUAAACAUCAGAAAUGUAA
This is a messenger RNA of Procambarus clarkii (red swamp crayfish), 2800 nucleotides long. Its product is annotated as muscle-specific protein 300 kDa. Gene Ontology annotation, molecular function: actin filament binding. The record is from RefSeq and is a predicted model, not a curated record. Lineage: Eukaryota; Metazoa; Arthropoda; Malacostraca; Decapoda; Cambaridae. Gene Ontology annotation, cellular component: meiotic nuclear membrane microtubule tethering complex; cytoplasm; nuclear outer membrane. Gene Ontology annotation, biological process: nuclear migration.